Oncorhynchus tshawytscha (Chinook salmon) is the source of this 4042-nucleotide messenger RNA. RefSeq names its product neuronal acetylcholine receptor subunit non-alpha-3-like. Gene Ontology annotation, molecular function: transmembrane signaling receptor activity; acetylcholine-gated monoatomic cation-selective channel activity. The record is from RefSeq and is a predicted model, not a curated record. Bases 259 to 1731 code for a protein of 490 amino acids. NCBI's taxonomy places the organism in Eukaryota, Metazoa, Chordata, Actinopteri, Salmoniformes, Salmonidae. Gene Ontology annotation, biological process: nervous system process; monoatomic ion transmembrane transport; signal transduction. The transcript has 6 exons. Gene Ontology annotation, cellular component: synapse; neuron projection; postsynaptic membrane.
CUGCUCCCUCCUCUUUGUCACCGCGCCACGCGCUGGAGAGAUGUGCAGAACAGCCGUCGGUGCCAGUCCUCCUCGCAACUGGAGUUUUGUUCACGGGGAGCUCAGUGGAAGGCUCGUUUUUAAUAUUAGAUAGGGUUUAUUUUUCCAUUGUCAGCGUUGUUAACGGAAUUAUGAGACUUGUUUAUUCCUACGGGGGCUCUCGAGAAGUUGUAUGUCUUUAAUGCAUGAUAUUAGUUUAUAGAAGCCUCUACAGAGCGGAUGAGAAUCAUCAUGAAUUUGCGAGUAUCUGUGCUUGUCCUUUCGGCGAUGUGUGCGUUUUGUCUCGGCACCAUCCCCGGUGAGUUUGGCUCUCUGGCUGAGAUGGAGGACCUCCUGUUAAGGAACCUGUUCCAGGGGUACCAGCGCUGGGUCCGGCCCAUCCAGCACGCCAACGACACGGUCACAGUACGCUUUGGACUCAAGAUCUCACAGCUGGUGGACGUGGAUGAGAAGAACCAGCUGAUGACCACUAAUGUGUGGCUGUGGCAGGAGUGGAUAGAUUAUAAACUGCGAUGGAACCCUGAGGACUAUGGUGGGAUCACAUCGAUCAGAGUUCCAUCUGAGACCAUCUGGUUGCCUGACAUUGUGCUCUAUGAGAAUGCUGACGGGCGGUUCGAGGGCUCCCUGAUGACCAAAGCCAUCGUUAAGUCCAACGGUAGAAUCACGUGGACCCCUCCGGCCAGCUACAAGUCGGCCUGCACUAUGGACGUCACCUACUUCCCCUUCGACAGACAGAACUGCUCCAUGAAGUUUGGCUCCUGGACCUACGAUGGUAACAUGGUGGACAUGAUCCUGUUAGACGACUAUGUCGACAGGAAGGACUUCUUCGACAACGGCGAGUGGGAGAUCCUGAACGCCACGGGGGCCAGAGGAAACCGGAGAGACGGGCUGUAUUCCUUCCCCUUUAUAACGUACUCGUUCAUUCUGAAACGUCUCCCGCUGUUCUAUACACUGUUUCUAAUUAUCCCGUGCCUCGGUCUGUCGUUCCUGACCGUGCUGGUGUUCUAUCUGCCGUCAGAUGAAGGGGAGAAGCUCUCUCUCUCCACCUCCGUCCUUGUGUCUCUCACUGUGUUCCUCCUGGUCAUAGAAGAGAUCAUCCCGUCUUCCUCCAAGGUCAUCCCUCUCAUCGGGGAGUACCUCCUCUUCAUCAUGAUCUUCGUCACCCUCUCCAUCAUCGUCACGGUGUUUGUCAUCAACGUGCACCACCGGUCCUCAGCCACCUACCACCCCAUGUCCCCCUGGGUUCGCACCCUCUUCCUUCAGAGGCUACCUCGGAUGCUGUGCAUGCGGGGCCACACUGACCGGUACCACUACCCCGAGCUGGCGCUGGAGAGUCCUGAGCUGAAUCCCCGGUCUGGGGGUCAGAGGAGCAGCGGGGCCCAUGGACAGAGUCCUCUGGAGGGGAAGGAAGAUGAGAGUCAAGCCUGGGUCACCAUGCUGGAGAGAGCUACGUACUCUGUGCGUUACAUCAGCUGCCAUAUACGCAAGGAACACUUUAUCAGAGAGGUGGUCCAGGACUGGAAGUUUGUGGCUCAGGUUCUGGACAGGAUCUUCCUGUGGGCCUUCCUCACUGUGUCGGUCCUAGGGACCAUCCUGAUCUUCACCCCUGCCCUGCAGAUAUUCCUUAGUACCCCUCCCCAGUCAGACCCAGCAACCCCCAUUAACUCAUCACCCCCCCCAGUCCAGACCUAGCAUCCCCCUCCAACUCGGCACCCAGUCCAGGCCCAGUCCACACCCUCUACCCCUCCUGAAUUCCCCAGACUGAGCCCUGGACACCUGACCAACAACUCAACCCUGACCCCCAGUCUUGAUCUAUAGCCCCCCUCUACCUCCAGUUUCUCCUGAGCUUUUCAGCCAACUGGCCAUUGUCAGCACAGCCAACCCCCUACGGUGGAGCUAUGCCCUGACCUCACGUGCCACACCUUGAGUCAGAAUUAGCACAUCACCAUGCUAGAGCAGUUCUGCUAUAGAUCUUUUAUCCGUGUUUACAUAUUACAUGGUCUUUAUGACAGAGUUCACUCAAUGUACAGAAGAUGAAUAACAAAGCUAAUUAGAAAGGUGUUCAAAAUUUGUAUCAAAGCCACGAUAGUAUGUACAGUAAUGUAGCAUUCUGAAGCACAAACAUUGACUGAAAUAUUUUGAAUGUGUAAAAUGUGCAAUAUUCUCUGUGGUUACUGUAGAUACCAACAACAUACUUAGUUCUUCUUAUUAUACUCCUCAAAACCGUUAUCGUCAGACCCAAAUAUUGUGAUCUUAGUUAGUGUAAGUUUGUCUGUGAGUGGAAUGGUAGCGGCAUCCAGGCCGCUCUGAUUGGACGAUCAGUGUUCUAUUUGUGGUGAUUCGGGGCGGCAGGUAGACGAGUGGUUAGAGUGUAUCCCCGAGUUGACUAGGUAAAAAUCUGUCGUUCUGCCCCUGAACAAGGCAGUUAACCCACUGUUCCUAGGCCGUCAUUGAAAUAGGAAUUUUUUCAUAACUGACUUGCCUAAUUAAAUAAAAAUAAAUUGUGGAGGGUCCUCAUUAGCUAGGAAUUGUUUGAGUUCUGUUUUUUGUUCUGGCUGUUGUGACCUUUGACUUUUAUUUCACACUUGUUUGGGCACUCCAUCAACUAGUUAAUUGAAAUACAUUAUUAUUCAGGUACAAUGACUAUAGUCCCCCAAAAAAAUCCUCCGUCGAUGUCCAGCCACUUUUGUGAUUACUGUUAUGGAGUAUGAUGGGUAACACAGUGAAUCAGACUCUACAAACCAUCGUCCUGAUGUACAUCAAAUCAUCAUAAAGAGAUUUUGAAUACGGCAAGUUUGUAUUUUGUCAUGUAGUUUUGAAUGUCUAUAUCCCUUCAUUUGGAUUCGCUUGGAAGUCUGUUUGGGACGCAGAUUGAUGCUGCUGUUACAUAGUCAAAUUGCGCAAUAUAGUUGUGCGUGUAGUAUUUUAUUCCACUAGGUGGCAACCUUGGUAAGAUGAUUGUCAGCGGUCUCUCUCCUACACGUCAGCAGUCUGUAGGCCUAUUGGAGGUGAUUAUUUAGUCUAUCAAUCCUUUGGUCCUGAUUCUUAACUAUAUGUAGAUUUACAUGUUAUCUCUCACACACUGACACACACUUGCAUGUGUUCUCAUGCACACAAACACACGUCGCCACACAUGCAGACACGCACAUGCACAGCCACCAUAUCGAAAAGUAGACACCUUGCCAGAGUGCAUGCAAGACAAACACAAUGACAUAAAGGGGGAAAAAAUUAAUUCUGUAGGAUGGUUCUUUUUAGGUAGGUGUAUAUGUGUCUUUGAGAAGCUGUACUGUACUCCCUUCAAUUCAGCUAGUAAAGUGCAUGGAACCGUUUCCUCCCAGGUCUAAUGCUAUACUGACAUUGUAUACAAUAUCACAUUGAGCUCUUUGUUCUUCCCCUCCUUUCUUCCUCUCCUCCCUGUGUAACUCUUGACCUUUUUCACUCUGACUCCUAAGUGUUUGCGAGAGGUCCAACCUUUCCCAGACACCUCAUAACUCUGUUACCAAUAUGAAGAUCUAUGGUCUUCUUGGCCUGUUUAUAUCAGGGCAGUCAUUGUGGCUCAACAGGGGCUUGUUUCAGAAUGACUUGUGGGUGUAUUUCAUCAGUGUCUUCACUGGGGUAGCUCAAGCAUCUCAGUGUGAAUGCUGAUUUUUGGAUCAGUUUUGCUGUUUAGAUCACAAAGAAUAAGACUACAUGGACAUGGAGGGACUUGACCCUAGAUCAGCACUCCUACUGUGAGAUGCAUGUUACAUACAGCCCCUGGGACCUGUGCUCUAUCUAUCUGGGAACUUUCCCUGUGGAACCCGUAGUCCCAAACAUCAAGUCACAGAGCCUCAGACACAAACACCAAAACUCACCUGACCCCAUUCCAUCACAUCCUUAGGUUAUGAGUGAAGUGUCCAGGCCCUGCUAAAGCCAGGGCAGUCUUAACAUGUGAUGUGUCCAGGCCCUGCUAAAGUCAGGGCAGUCUUAACAUGUGAUGUGCCCAGGCCCUGCUAAAGCCAGG